AUGAGAAGACGUUUCACAAGUCAAAAGAACACAAACGCAAAAGCAGAGAUUACGGUUGGUUAUAACGUAAAUGAUGAUAAAUCACGAAUUAUUCAAAAUGUUAAAGUUAAUGUUAGCCCUGAAUUAACAAGGUCAGCAACUCAACCAAAUUUAUUAACUCGUGACUUACCGAAGAAUGAAGAAAACCAUGAGAAUGGAGACCCAAUCAUUUUAUCUGAACCUGGUAAAGAACCUGUUGAAAUUCCCACUUAUCCAACAUACCCCCCACCUCUUUCAUCAAACAUCGAGAACCCAGGAAUCUACGAUUCCAGUCGCAAUGCGCCAUAUAAAAUAGACAUUAAUUCUGAAUUAAUGAAAAUUUACCGUGAUAUAAUAACUGAUAAUUAUGAUUCAAUAAUAAAUUUAAUUGACCAAUCUGGUUUAAUUAUUUUACCUUAUGAAUCAUUAAUUCACAUUAUCGCCAUUCUUUGUGAUGUUCAAGAUUCAGACGUUAAGAUUCAAUUUUUCAUAGAUGAUGAGGUUUCAUGCUGCGGAACAGUUGCAAAAAUAAAUCCUAUAAAGGAUAUUAGCACAAUUAAGAUAUCAAAGAACGGAACAACAACUGAACUUCAUUUAACAUAUAAUGAUAUUUAUAAUAAAAUAGUUGAUGAAUAUAAAAUAUCACUUGAAAAAUUCUUUGUUAAGGCUAUUUAA
This is a messenger RNA of Trichomonas vaginalis G3, 693 nucleotides long. RefSeq lists its product as uncharacterized. NCBI's taxonomy places the organism in Eukaryota, Parabasalia, Trichomonadida, Trichomonadidae. Bases 1 to 693 code for a protein of 230 amino acids. The transcript has a single exon. The record is from RefSeq and is a predicted model, not a curated record.